CCAACCCACCCACCCACACACCAAAAAAAUAAAAAUAAAGACUUGUAAGCUAGAAGGUUAGAAGAAGAAAUUAAGAAUGUGGAAAUUGAAGAUUGCACAAGGGCAAGAUGGGCCAUAUUUGUACAGCACAAACAACUACGUUGGACGUCAAAUAUGGGCUUUUGACCCAAAUGCUGGAAGCCCAGAAGAACGGGCCGAGAUCGAAGAGGCCCGUCAACAUUUUUGGAACAAUCGCUAUAAAAUCAAGCCUAGUGGUGAUCUUCUUUGGCGAAUGCAGUUUCUUGGAGGGAAGAAUUUCAAACAAAAAAUUCCAGCAGUAAAAGUAGAAGAAGGAGAAGAAAUUACAGAUGAAGUUGCCACAACUUCAUUGCGUAGAGCUGUUCAUUUCUUUUCAGCAUUACAGGCUAGUGAUGGUCAUUGGCCUGCUGAAAAUGCCGGUCCUUUGUUCUUUCUUCCACCUCUUGUUAUGUGUAUGUACAUCACUGGCCAUCUUAAUACUGUUUUCCCAGCCGAGCAUCGUACGGAAAUUCUUCGGUAUAUAUACUGUCACCAGAAUGAAGAUGGUGGAUGGGGUUUGCACAUAGAAGGUCACAGUACAAUGUUCUGUACAACAUUGAAUUAUAUUUGUAUGAGGAUCCUCGGGGAAGGACCGGAUGGUGGCGAAAACAAUGCUUGUGCUAGAGCAAGGAAAUGGAUUCUUGAUCAUGGUAGCGUCACCGCGAUUCCUUCCUGGGGCAAAACAUGGCUCUCGAUUCUUGGAGUUUUUGAGUGGUUAGGGACCAAUCCAAUGCCCCCCGAGUUUUGGAUUCUUCCAUCUUUUCUUCCCAUACAUCCAGCGAAAAUGUGGUGUUACUGUCGAAUGGUCUACAUGCCAAUGUCUUAUCUCUAUGGGAAGAGAUUUGUUGGUCCAAUCACACCUCUCAUUUUGCAACUGAGGGAAGAGUUAUAUGAUCAACCAUACAAUGAAAUUAAUUGGAGAAAAGUACGCCAUUCAUGUGCAAAGGUAUUAUGCAUGCUUGCUUGUUGGGUUGAGGAUCCCAACGGCGAUUAUUUCAAAAAACAUCUUGCUAGGAUCCCAGAUUAUUUAUGGGUAGCUGAAGAUGGAAUGAAAAUGCAGAGUUUUGGUAGUCAACUAUGGGAUACUGCCUAUGCUAUUCAAGCAGUAUUGGCCAGUGAGAUGAACGAUGAGAUAUCAGAUACCCUUAGAAAAGGACAUGACUUUAUAAAGAAAUCUCAGGUGAAGGACAACCCUUCUGGUGAUUUUAGAGGGAUGUAUAGGCAUAUCUCAAAAGGAUCAUGGACUUUUUCAGAUCAAGAUCAUGGAUGGCAAGUCUCUGAUUGCACUGCCGAAGGAUUAACGUGCUGCCUUCUCUUCUCUACAAUGCCCUCUGAAUUAGUUGGUGAGGCAAUGGAACCUGCACGACUGUAUGACGCAGUGAAUGUUAUUCUUUCCUUACAGAGCAAAAAUGGGGGUUUACCAGCAUGGGAGCCUGCAGGGGCCUCAGAGUAUUUGGAGUUGCUCAAUCCUACUGAAUUUUUUGCAGACAUUGUUAUUGAGCAUGAGUAUGUUGAGUGCACUGGCUCGUCUAUCCAAGCACUUGCUCUGUUUAAGAAGCUAUACCCUAGACACAGAACCAAGGAGGUUGACAAUUUCAUUGACAACGCUGUUAAAUAUUUAGAAGAUGUACAGAGGCCUGAUGGUUCAUGGUAUGGUUGCUGGGGUGUGUGCUUCAUAUACGCUUCUUGGUUUGCUCUUGGAGGGCUUGCUGCAGCAGGCAAAAGUUACAGCAACUGUGCAGCUGUCCGUAAAGGCGUUGAAUUUCUGCUAAGAACACAAAGGUCUGAUGGUGGUUGGGGAGAAAGCUACCGUUCUUGCCCUGAUAAGGUAUACAGAGAACUUGAAACAGAUAACUCAAAUCUUGUACAAACUGCAUGGGCAUUAAUGGGAUUGAUUCACUCUGGCCAGGUUGAUAGAGAUCCGAGGCCCCUCCACCGUGCGGCAAGGCUGUUGAUUAAUUCUCAGUCGGAAGAUGGUGACUUCCCACAGCAGGAACUAACUGGAGUUUUUUUGAAGAAUUGCAUGUUGCACUAUGCUUCAUACAGAAAUAUAUUUCCAUUGUGGGGUUUGGCAGAAUACCGCAAAAAUGUCGUAUUACCAUUACAAAACAACUAAAUAUAUUUGAAUGCUACCUUCUUCAAAGAGAGAUAUGAAAGCAAUCUGCCUAAUAUAUGCCAUUUGGUCCUUAUAAACUUUUCCAGAAAUAACGUUGUUUAUUUUUUGUUGUGUUAAUGUAAGUGAUGUAACAAUGUCAAAAUUCAUAGCCUAAGCUAUUGUUGUAUGCAUUAUUCGUGAAAUAAAGAAAAUUACAAAAUUG
This is a messenger RNA of Nicotiana attenuata, 2375 nucleotides long. Its product is annotated as beta-amyrin synthase-like. Gene Ontology annotation, molecular function: beta-amyrin synthase activity. Gene Ontology annotation, cellular component: lipid droplet. NCBI's taxonomy places the organism in Eukaryota, Viridiplantae, Streptophyta, Magnoliopsida, Solanales, Solanaceae. The transcript is spliced from 18 exons. The record is from RefSeq and is a predicted model, not a curated record. Gene Ontology annotation, biological process: triterpenoid biosynthetic process. The coding region runs from base 77 to 2173 and encodes 698 amino acids.